This is a messenger RNA of Helianthus annuus (common sunflower), 558 nucleotides long. RefSeq lists its product as uncharacterized. The record is from RefSeq and is a predicted model, not a curated record. Lineage: Eukaryota; Viridiplantae; Streptophyta; Magnoliopsida; Asterales; Asteraceae. Gene Ontology annotation, biological process: biosynthetic process. The transcript has 4 exons. Gene Ontology annotation, cellular component: cytoplasm. The coding region runs from base 45 to 518 and encodes 157 amino acids. Gene Ontology annotation, molecular function: isomerase activity.
CGAUUUCUGUUUUCAAAGAUAUUGAGGUUUCUGUGGUUUCGAAGAUGUUAAAUGGUGUUUCGGUUGUUGAUGUUUUGAUGAACAACGCGUUUGAUGAUAUUGUUGUGGUGCUUUCAUCAGCGGAAGAAGUUGCGGAUUUCAAGCCGCAGUUUCAUAAGAUCAAAGAGGGUCCGGGUAGGGCGGUGAUAAUUACGGCACGGGCACCUGACGGGACGGGAUUUGACUUCUAUUCGCGUGUUUUCGGCCCGAAGAUUGGGGUUGAUGAGGAUCCGGUCUGUGGCAGUGCACAUUGCGCGUUAGCACUCUAUUGGCAUGAGAAGUUGGGGAAAUGUGAUUUUGUUGUAUAUCAGAUUCAAGCAGUGCUUCUAAGAUGGGUCGUCAAGAAUGAUAGGAAACCACAGCAACUGGAAGCCGUCACUCAAGAAGCCAUGUCGCCUAGGACCAUCUCUUUUGCUCAAGUUAUGCAACUAACAUCCUUAAUGUUAGUCGCGAAACUUGAAACUGUAACUAGAUGCUAACUUUUGGGUUCAACUAUCUAACUAAUUGUGUCGAUGUGAC